Messenger RNA from Phyllostomus discolor (pale spear-nosed bat), 3893 nucleotides. It is a transcript of the gene EGLN1, whose product is annotated as egl-9 family hypoxia inducible factor 1. The record is from RefSeq and is a predicted model, not a curated record. Gene Ontology annotation, molecular function: L-ascorbic acid binding; peptidyl-proline 4-dioxygenase activity; ferrous iron binding. Bases 360 to 1628 code for a protein of 422 amino acids. The transcript has 5 exons. Gene Ontology annotation, cellular component: cytoplasm; nucleus. Gene Ontology annotation, biological process: peptidyl-proline hydroxylation to 4-hydroxy-L-proline; cellular response to hypoxia. NCBI's taxonomy places the organism in Eukaryota, Metazoa, Chordata, Mammalia, Chiroptera, Phyllostomidae.
GUGGCGCCCGCACGCCCUGCGCUCCACCACAGGCCGCCUGGGUGCCCGGGACGCGGAGGCGGCCAAGGAGGCAGGGCUCGCGCGCUCGGGCUCGCGCGCCCGAGCGGAGGUUGCCGUCUGUCGCGCAGGCCGCGCUCCCUCGGCUCCCGGGGGCGAUGAGGCGCUGAGGCGGCAGCCGGCGCUGCGGUGCCGGACCCGAAGACGAGGAAGCGUCCGGGCCCACAGUGGGGAGCCGGCCUCCUUCAGGCGAGGGGCGGCGAGUGCAUGGCGCAGUGACGGGCCCUGCCACUCCGCCCGCUCCCCGGUCCCGGGCGAGGCCGUCCGGCCGCCACCCCUCCUGCUCGGCCGCCGCCGCCGCCAUGGCCAAUGACAGCGGCGGGCCCGGCGGGAUGAGCCAGAGCGAGCGAGACCGGCAGUACUGCGAGCUGUGCGGGAAGAUGGAGAACCUGCUGCGCUGCGGCCGCUGCCGCAGCUCCUUCUACUGCAGCAAGGAGCACCAGCGCCAGGACUGGAAGAAGCACAAGCUCGUGUGCCAGAGCGGCGAGGGCGCCCCCGGCCACGGGGCGGGACCGCACCCGCACGCCGGCCCCUCGCCGGCCUCCACGGUGCAGCCGCCCAGGGCCGUCGGGGCCAAGGAGGCCCGGAAGGCGACGCCGCGCCGGGACAGCGCCGCCGCCGGGGACGCAGCCAAGCCAAAGGCCAAGCCCGCGGCGGCCGCGUCCCCGCCUCGCGCGGCGCCGGGUGGCCGGGGCCCGGCGGCGGCGGCCGAGGCAGAGCCCGCGAAGGAGGAAGCGCUGGGCCGCUCGUCGCUGUUCCAGGAGAAGGCGAACCUGUACCCUCCGAGCAUCGCGCCGGGAGAGGGGCUGAGCCACAGCGGUGGCCUGCGGCCCAACGGGCAGACGAAGCCGCUGCCGGCGCUGAAGCUGGCGCUGGAGUACAUCGUGCCGUGCAUGAACAAGCACGGCAUCUGCGUGGUGGACGACUUCCUGGGCAAGGAGACCGGGCAGCAGAUCGGUGAGGAGGUGCGCGCCCUGCACGACACCGGCAAGUUCACGGACGGCCAGCUGGUCAGCCAGAAGAGCGACUCGUCCAAGGACAUCCGAGGCGAUCAGAUCACCUGGAUCGAGGGCAAGGAGCCCGGCUGCGAAACCAUUGGGCUGCUCAUGAGCAGCAUGGACGACCUGAUCCGCCACUGUAACGGGAAGCUGGGCAACUACAAAAUCAAUGGCCGGACGAAAGCCAUGGUUGCUUGUUACCCAGGCAAUGGAACGGGAUACGUACGUCAUGUUGAUAAUCCGAAUGGAGAUGGAAGAUGUGUGACGUGUAUAUAUUAUCUUAACAAGGACUGGGACGCCAAGGUAAGUGGAGGUAUACUUCGAAUUUUCCCAGAAGGCAAAGCCCAGUUCGCUGACAUUGAACCUAAAUUUGAUAGACUGCUGUUUUUCUGGUCUGACCGUCGCAACCCUCAUGAAGUACAACCAGCAUAUGCUACAAGGUACGCAAUAACUGUUUGGUAUUUUGAUGCAGAUGAGAGAGCACGAGCUAAAGUAAAAUAUCAAACAGGUGAGAAAGGUGUGAGGGUUGAACUAAAUAAGCCUUCUGAUUCAGUCAGUAAAGACGUCUUAUAGAGACACUUGGAUGCAGCAACACCCACUUCACCUGCAACAAGUGUUGACGCUGUUUGUUAACUUGUGACUGCACAUAAACGGGAUAAAGAGAAAUAGACAACCAUUUGGCAUUUUCAUAAGGAAACAGAAACAACGUUUUUGUGUUGCAUCGGAAAGAAGACUUGACUGUGUGGCUUUGUACUUGCAUGAGUGACUCCGAACCUGUGAUUGCUGUGGGAAGAAUAUAAGCUGUCAGCUGAACACGGUAUUUACACCUGGACAUGAACUAAGUGCCCGGCAGAGUGGUUUCAUUCUCACAUUUGGCCAGACCUGUCAUCUAGCUGAGUUCGUUUCAUCUCUCCCUUUUUUAUAUAGUCAAGUUUGAAUUUGAAGUAAUUUUUGUAUGAUCAGGUACAAUCUAUCAAAACUUAAUUGAGAAAAAAAUUACAGUAUUACUCCCCAAAGUAGCAUCAAUCUAUUUUUGUAAACCUCUUCGUACUAUUAAAUUUUGCCCUAAAAGACCACUUAUACUGAUUGUUGCCAGUGACUGAUGAUUACUUUAAUUUUCUUUUCACCCGAAAGAAGGAGCACUUUAAUUACCAGCUGAAAAACCGGAUUGUUCUGUAGUCUUGUCUUACACUAAUUCGAACUCUUAAAAAUUGCUGCUGUUGUUUUUUUUGGCAUUGUUAAUAAUGAAACAUAACAGUAAAACGAUCACCACUUACUACCAGUAACUCUUAGUUUCGAAUGUUUUGUAAGAAAAAAUACACAGUAAGAAAAAUAGAAUUUUAUAUUUUAAGUUAAAUUCAAAAUAAAAAGCCUACAGUGACUGGCACUAGAUGAACUUGAGGUUAUCUUCAGCAUCAGGUUCCUGCGAUAAAGGGCUUCCUUAAGCUUUCCGGCGCGUCCUACAGUUGUAGAAGGCUGCGCCCCCGUUCCCGAGACUUGCCCUGGCUUCCCAGCGGCGGGUUGCGCGUCCAGCGCUGCUGUUCUGUUUCCUGCUCCCGCGACCCCUCCGAUCCGCAGGUCAGCACCUUGCUCCCCGUGGGCAGCAUCAAGGGGAGACCAGGCGCAUCAAGACGGACCCGUGCGACCACCGACUCAAUCUGGUGACUCCCCAGGCCGCUGCUGAGGCGUUCUGCACACGCGAUACCGGCCUCUCUAUCACUACGCAGAGGUGCAUGUUUAGCUGGGAAAAACAAAUGAAGCGAAAGCAAGAUAAUUUAAUUUUUACGUUCUGUGAGUUUUCUUUUUUACUUUUCAGAAAAAAAAAGGGAAUGUUACAAAAUGACACAAGGCCCCCCCAGGCUCGGUUACUUACUGCCCGAGUCGGGACGGAGGUCACAGACGUCAGUGUCCUCGGCAGAGCGCGCAGGGCGGCGCCCGUGUUCCGCGGGCGUUCUGGGGGGGAUGCCCACCGCCGCUCGCUGUCUCUGUCCUUGAUCUUCUUUGCCAAAAUAAUGUGAGUGUACAGAAAUGCUUCUGUAUAUUUCAACUACGGCAGUUUUAGCAUUUGUAUAGUUUGUAUGCAAUUAGAGACCUUUUCUAUGGAAAGCUCAGUAAUUUUUAUUAAAAGAUUGAUAUUGUUCAUGUAAAACAUGAAAAAAAUUGUUGAGUGAAACUGACAGUGUGGACCGAGGGUGGGGUUAGCCUUCAGUAUUGCAAUCUCGCUUAGCAGAACUUGCAGGAGGAAACGAGAGGUGAUGUCGUUUUUUCCUUGCCCGUGUUGACUUUUGUUCCCCGUCCUCUCCCCGUCCCAGACAGUCCAGCCCAGCAUCCACACAGUAAGUGCCUCCGCCCGCUGCCUGGGAGCGUGAGCUCUCUGCCGCCUGGCCCACGGUGCCGUGCGCUGUCAUUUUGAAACCGGGCACAAGUGGUACCGUGUGGACGGGAGGUUUGUCUGGGCACCGAGGUGCAUAGCAGCAACCGGUUCAGCUGGGGGCCCCCGUGUCGUUCAGAUGUCCGUUCCGCUGUGUGGGCCGUGCUGCCGGACGGGUCCUGCAGUCUGUGUUUCUCUAGUUUUGGAAGGGUUUGUGUAAUCUCUUGGAGAUCGUUGUGAAAGGGUCAAGAAGUCAGGAUAGCCGUUUCUUUAAUAUCCAUUUAAAAUCUGUUCAUUUCAUGUUUGUGGGACCGUUAACGUGCCACCAAGCAGGACUCUCAUUUAAAACAAAAUUUAAAAUUAUUUGUGGCCUAUAUGUGUUUAAUCCUGGUUAAAGAUAAAGCUUCUAAUGCUGUUUUUAUUCAACACAUUAACCAGCUGUAAAACACGGACGGACCUUUUAUAAA